AGUUCCUAACUGAUUUGCCUAGUUAAAUAAAAAUAUAGGACACGUGACAUCCCAGCAACUUCGAGAAAAAACACUUCAUAUCGGAGAUGGCUAUGCAUAUUCAUGCCAUGAGGCUAGUAGCAUAGCAUCGCUCUUCAUUGAAUGCAUGCGGUUGACGUCCAAAACCCUAAUCAAAUAUUCAAAAAGAGAUUACAUGAAUGAAAUGUAUCCACCAAUCCAAAGAAAGGCGGGAACUAGAUAGCCAACUGGGCUACCUUGUGGACAAAGAUUCCCAUUGUUAGAGCGAAGAGACCUUGUCUGUAUAUCCAUAAUCUUUCCCCCACAGUCAUUGCAUCCAAACAGCGCAGUGGUUUCAACCGGCUUCCGUAAAAUUGCUGAUACGUCAACAGCCAAGAUGGCGGACUGGAAUCGAGGACAAGGUGCUGUUGACGAUAUGUUGGACACGGAAAACAAGCUUCUGGCUGACAAUUUGGCGUCCAAAGUUUCCAGAUUGAAAUCGCUUGCCUACGACAUUGACAAAGAAGCUGAAGACCAAAAUUCCUAUUUGGAAGGCAUGGAUUCCAAUUUUCUGAGUGCUACAGGACUGUUGACUGGCAGUGUGAAGAGGUUCUCUGGCAUGGUGCGAUCUGGAAGAGACAAUCGCAAAAUCCUCUGCUAUGUCUCAGUAGGACUGGUCUUCGUCUUCUUCCUGCUCUACUAUCUCAUCUACAGGGUCCAGAACUGAAGAGCUUUAACAAUAAUGGAACUUUAUAGUGUGGCUGGCUACUUUCUUCUCAGUUAUACCAAGAAAGACAAAAUAUAAACUUUUAUUGUGAAGGUUUUGGAUAGGAAAUCAUCUCCCCCUUCCAAUUCUCUAAUAAUGUCUUCUGCUCGAAAUGAGAAAUACAGUAUGUGCAGAUGUGUAUAUAAUUUGUCUCAGUUUUAUGAGAACUGUCAUUGUAUAUACAUUAUCUAAGACCCCAGUCAUGUAAAACUGAAUGUUGCCCCCCCCCCCCAAAAAAAAACAACAACUCAUCUUUACCAGGAUGCAGUAGUCCUUUAUUUACAUUGAUAAAUAGCCCUAUAGAUUAUUGGCAAAGAAUGCCCCAGUGCCCUUUUCACAUUACUGAGCCAAAACAUGCAGUACUGACCAUAGGUGUACAAUAAGAGAUUGUACUCGGUUUUGGCUUAUUCUUGUGUUUUGUAAUAGUAGUUUGAAGACAUGCUCCGGUACUUUGGCUAUUUAGUAAGUCUUUUUUAAGACCUCCUGCUUUGGGCAGGAUGUGUCAUUGUGUAGUUCACACAUGCAUAAUCUAUGAGCAGAAUUUCUGUCUUACCUCAAUUAGCCAUGAAAUCCCUAGUUUGAAAGCAACUUUUUUUUCUGGAAACUGACGUCGUACGCAAUUUUCCGUGAGCGCUACUUUCAGAACUACGGGCUAAAAAGUAUACAAAAGUACUGUAGAAUCUCUAAGACAUUGCCUAAACUUUAACAAUCUCUUAUUCUGUGAUACUAAGUUGUCAAUACCCAAUGACUUUCAAUUAUGCUUCAGAAAAACAAGAACAGACUUAUCUAAUUUACAAACCAAGUAACUGUGUCUGGGUUUCAGAUUUAGUGCUUUAGCAUUGGACUAAUUUCUACAACCGUGUGAGUAAUAAUAUACAUAUUUUCAGCACCUGGCAUGUAAUUGACCGUUCUUGCAUUUCCAAAACAACUACAUAACAUGGUCAUUUUUUUCCAGUGAGUUGUAUAAAUCCUUGUAAUGUAUGUGUAAUAAACAUUUUGAUACUA
Molecule: messenger RNA, 1768 nt
Organism: Salvelinus sp. IW2-2015
Lineage: Eukaryota; Metazoa; Chordata; Actinopteri; Salmoniformes; Salmonidae
Gene: bet1l
Product: Bet1 golgi vesicular membrane trafficking protein-like
Biological process (GO): regulation of retrograde vesicle-mediated transport, Golgi to ER; retrograde transport, endosome to Golgi
Cellular component (GO): SNARE complex
Molecular function (GO): SNAP receptor activity
Source: RefSeq, a predicted model, not a curated record